AUGUCUGGAACACAAGACGUCACUCGCGAUGGCUUCACCUCCGCCUACGGCCGGUUCUGCACCACGCAGGGCCGCAUCGAGCGCGUAGACGGCGCCACUCUCAGGUCAAUCUUCCUACCCAAGCUCAGCCGCAGCGGCCAGCAGGCGAUGCGCGGCCGGCCAGACUUCGUUCGCGGACAGCUCCACCACUAUGAUGCGGGGCAGUGCGACACGGUGCCGCCGCAUCGCCUCGCGUUGGAGGCGCAGCUGCACCGCGAAUGGCUGGCCACCCGCACGCCGGAGCAGCUGUCCGGACAGCCGCAUUGGGUCAUCCAGAAGUACUUUGGGAAUGAUCCUGAGCGCCCGGAUCGCAGCAUCACCAAGACGGUAGUGGGGAUCUCGUUCCCGUGCACCAGCGAGUACCGCGCGAGUCAAAUGCGCGAGGCGGCUGAGAAGGUGGUCGGCCUGCACCUUGAGACGGCUCGCGGCCCGCAGACCAAGGUGAUCUUCAAGGGGUGGAACAAGGCUGCGGUGGGGAAGGCGGCCAAGGGCCAUGCAGCAAAGGAGAAGAAGGAGAUCGAGGCUGCGGAGCGGAAGCGGGAGACGGACCGUGCAAAGCUACACGCGGACUAUCGGCGCCCAACUCGGAAGGCUCAAUCUCCUGUGGGGAGCUUCAUUGUCGACUGUGAGAAGAUCAAAGACCAGUGGCCCAAGGAUGCGGAUGGUUUGACUCUAGACAUCCACGAAACAGCGACGCCUGGCGUCUUUGGGGCCGGGUUCUAUUUUGGGACUCUGGAGGGUGCCAUGAUCAUUUGUGCGGAUGAGGAGGAGGGCUUAAUCGAUGAUAACUCGGAUGACAGUGGGGUUGAGGCGGAUGGAAGCCCCAAUGUGGGAGUGAAGAGGAAGAUGCCAUUGAGGGGCUGUGAGACGGGUGAGGGUGAGAUCUUUCAUGAGCCAGAUGAUGGAAGUAUCAAGUUCAAAGACGGCAAGUUCGACAGCUUUAAGGGCCAAGCCAACAUGAUGUUUAUUGGCGAUGGCAUAGCCAUUACUGGACGAAAAGUCUCUGAUACGCCUGGCUCUGGUGGAGGAUUCUGGGACGAGUACUCGUGGAGACACCAUGAGAAUGCAAGGAUCGGCCGGUGGCACUAG
This is a messenger RNA of Aspergillus brunneoviolaceus CBS 621.78, 1128 nucleotides long. RefSeq lists its product as uncharacterized. The transcript has 4 exons. The record is from RefSeq and is a predicted model, not a curated record. Lineage: Eukaryota; Fungi; Ascomycota; Eurotiomycetes; Eurotiales; Aspergillaceae. The coding region runs from base 1 to 1128 and encodes 375 amino acids.